This is a messenger RNA of Marchantia polymorpha subsp. ruderalis, 966 nucleotides long. The record is from the annotation of a GenBank genome assembly. Lineage: Eukaryota; Viridiplantae; Streptophyta; Marchantiopsida; Marchantiales; Marchantiaceae.
UCUGCGAAAAUGUUGAAAUUGCUCGGCAGUCUGUUCUCGAAGAAGGUGAAAGUGCCUGGUAUUGCAGUAGUGAGAAAUGGCAACCCAUUCGCUGAGAUUCUGUCGACGGAUCCCGCCGCAAGUUCCUCGACUUCACCGACGAGAUCCACCGUUCAGCGGAUCGAGCUCAAGCGGCCCUGUGUCCUUGAGCUCUUUGAGAGGGAGCAGCAAAACGUUCACGAGGCCUUCAGAAUCAUCGACAAGAACGGAGAUGGAAAGAUCUCGCAGGACGAGCUGGGAGCGAUGUGGGAGAGGCUGGGCGAGAAGGUGACAGACGAGGAGCUGCGGCUGAUGGUCGAGCAGGCCGAUACGAACGGGGACGGAGUGAUCGAUCUGGACGAGUUCGUCAUCCUCAGCAGGAACAUCGGAUUGGGAGGCCAUGAUCACGAUCUCGAGAAGAGGGCCGAGGAGCUCAGACUCGCCUUCAACGUAGCCGACUCCGAUCGAGACGGCUUCAUAUCGGCGGCCGAUCUGCAGAAGCUCAUGAGAAGACUCGGCAAGCGAAAAGCAACCAUCCGCGAGACCACGACCAUGGUCAAAUGUGUGGACUCCGACGGUGACAGCAAGAUCGACUACCAAGACUUCGAGAAGCUCAUGUCGUCCACUGUCCUCACGCAUCAUAAAAAGCACUGAACCGUAUCUGAAUGUACCUCCCUACUGACCUGCACGCAUUGCUAAACACACUCUCACUCUUUCCAUACCACCGACAGUCUCGUCGCCGGGUGGGGCUUGAAUUUGCAGUAGUGCAGUAGAAGUAGUAGCAUCAGCAGCAGCAGCGCACAGGAUAUUGAGUUGAUUUAAGAAAUCAGGAGUUUGGAUCUUCUUUUUUCAGACGUCCGCCCGUGCAUUCGAAGCCCGAAGAGCUGCAGCUCUUUCAGCACGAGUAGCAAGGAGGUGGACGUCUGUUCUCGACAGCAGCAGCAGCGA